AAUCUAGCAAAUCCGUAGUUGUAACCCUGGUCCAACCUAUCGUCCCAUUACACCCAUUUGUCAGUGUCUCUUUCCUCUAUUCCCUGAACUUGUUCUGAGAAAAUCCUUUUUUGUGUGAUAACGCCACCCUGGCUAUGUCAGAGACUUACGAUUUCCUGUUUAAGUUCUUGGUAAUUGGGAAUGCUGGAACAGGCAAAUCCUGCCUGCUGCACCAGUUCAUAGAGAAGAGAUUUAAAGAUGAGUCGAAUCAUACCAUCGGAGUGGAGUUUGGCUCCAAGAUAAUCAGUGUAGUCAACAAAAUGGUCAAACUACAAAUCUGGGACACGGCUGGCCAGGAGAGGUUCAGGUCUGUCACGAGAAGCUACUACAGAGGAGCAGCCGGAGCCCUACUGGUGUACGAUAUUACCAGUCGUGAGACAUACAACGCUCUAACCACAUGGUUAAGCGAUGCCCGGAUGUUGGCCAGUCAAAACAUCGUCAUUAUCCUCUGUGGCAACAAGAAAGACCUGGAGGCUGACAGAGAGGUCACGUUCCUGGAGGCGUCGCGCUUCGCACAGGAAAACGAAUUGAUGUUCCUUGAGACAAGCGCUCUGACGGGGGAGAACGUUGAGGAGGCUUUUAUACAGUGUGCAAGGAAAAUCCUCAACAAGAUUGAGUCAGGGGAGCUGGAUCCCGAGCGAAUGGGAUCCGGGAUCCAGUACGGCGACGCGGCACUGCGACAGCUGCGCUCCCCCCGCCGCGGGCAGCCCCAGGGGGGCCAGGACUGCAGCUGUUAGUGGGCCCCGCCGCUGCAUCCACCAGGUUGGAAAAAGACCAGUGGAAGAAGAAAAAGAAGAACGGCCUGAGAAAAAAAUGUUGAUUUUAGGUUACUAUUCUUGUGACUUUUUUCUUUUACCUUUUUAACCAUUCGCCAUCUCCUGAGCAUUGAAAAUACUUAAUUAUACCAUGCCCUUGUCUGGAACCCUAACCCCUGGCCUCAGAAAGUCCUAAUUGUCGUUUUAGAGUGGGCGUGAGUGAAAUGGAGGUACAACGAAAGGCAAGCGUUUGGAUGUUGCUUCUUGCUGUACCGUUUAUACACAUUGCUUCAUUACCAUGGGCCUGCAUUGCUCUCAUUAUAGCCAUAGUUACAUGAGCAUGUUCAUUAUAAAAAAUGGUCGAAUUAGCUAUGUAGAUUUUCUCAAAGUGAUGUAAUAUUAUAUGCAUGGAAACACAACACAUGGACAUUAUGAGGAGUGCAUUUGUUACGUUAUGUUAUUGAUUUUUUUAAACCGCACUUCAUUAUGUAGUCAUCCCGGGUUAGGCACUGGUCGGCAUAGAAGGAGCCGAAGGGGACGAGGAAUCCUCUUUGGUCGUUUUGUACUAGGUAAGUCCUUGUAGUGGUGGAUUUUAAUUCAAAAUCAAAAUCAAAAUCAAGAAUCAGUACUUGUCAGUGGUUUCUAUCAACCUUGCCUCAGCCCAUCCACCAAGCUAUUUAAUAAAGCCCAACCCAUUAAUUAGGAAGUGUAUCAAUGAAAAACUGUGGGUUUGUCCCUUCCUCACCUGCUGUUAUCAACCAAGGGCUAACCUUCCUCUUCUUGCAAAUGGAUUCUAUCUACCUUAUUUCUCUUACUGUCACUCUAAUCUUACUGGUAUGUUCUCUGAGUCCUCUACCAAUAUGCAUAUGCCAAUCUUUGCCAACUGCCUCUUCUGCAAACAAACACCAGUCUUCUUCGAGGUUGUUAGUAUCCAUAUCUAUCUCCAUUCCUAAACUCUCCUUCCUGUUUAGCCAUUCGCCUACCCACGUACCAAACAAAAUCGUUAUUUAAGCUAUAUCGCUAUGAAUCUUAAUCUACUAACUUUCCAAUCUAUCUUUUCGUAUCUUUUUUCAUCCUACUGAUGUAUGCUAAAGUAUGUGCCGAAGCUUCUUCAGGAAAACUCCUCUUGUUGAAAUUCUAUCCUGUUCACGCAAGGAUUCCUACCGUCUUGUCUACUUGCAAUCUGUCCAACGGUCUACUCUCAAACCAUUGGUCACCAUCCCUUUUCCCUUUUUAUUGUCUUUCUGUUAUGCUUUUCCCAUCAAUUCCGCUUCCCCUACAUGUUAAUGAGCGUCCCUGCUUCCUUCCUCUUAGUUAAUUGGCUACCAUGAUUUGUUCUGCUCUUAAUAUCAUCAUCACUCCUACCUUUCUUGUUCAUUCUCCACCCACCUCAAUGCGUCUUGCAAAAUGUACAUCGAGUCUGUAAAAAGAGGUUGACGCAUGUUUUAUCAAACAGAAUAUAUUAAAGUAUUCCAUUACGACUUAUGUAUAGAAAAAAAAACGUGUAUAUUAACUUCAUGUUUAUAUUAUCAUCGUUUAAGGCCUCAUCAUUCAGUUAUUUAAAACGUCCUCUCUGGGGAAAAAAAUAUAAUUUUGGCAGCCUCGACAAGGAAAGAAAAGACGGUCAAUGUGGAUGUAAAUAAAGUUUCAUAAAUAAUAACAGUCUGCCAUGAAAGUCAGUUAACCUGUCGGUUGUAAAAAAAAAAAAUAGUAUAUUCGUGGUGCCAGUGGGAGCAGAGUUGUAUCGUUUCCCUUGAUCACUCCGAGCUGUCAACAUUCCAUAUCAUUUAAAUAACGAUCACAUUGUCUUAGUGUCCGUUCAUGGUGACCUAAAAAAUACCGAGAGCAUAUUGUGUGAAGCCUAGAUUUCCGAACUUGCUGCCAUAUUAUCGUCCAUCUACUCCAGCAUGCGCCUGGGUUCACCUUGCUGCAUUUUAAAUAUUUGAAGAUUUAAAGUGCAUUAAAUGUGAGAGUAUUUCUUUAUUUCCAAAAUUACUUUUGAGUCACAAACUCCUUUUAUAUACCCAUUUAAACUGGUGUAAAGUCCUUUUAUUUUUGUUUAUCUAAGUGUGUUGUCGCUAUUUCCUAAUGCUAACGGGUCACUCCCAUCGGGUAUAUUUUAGCGAUGUAGCCAAUUAUUUUGGUAGUAUUGAUUAUCUUAAAUCACACGGACAAAGCAAAAAUGUAUUUGAGAAAUAGUGCUUGUCUGAAAUUGGACCACUUUUACUGAUAUGGUUUGAUUUCCAGCUGGGAUUCUCAGACCCUUUUACUUGAUGUGUAUGUAUGUUUUAUCUGCCGUCAUCAAUCACAUGGAUUUUAUUUAUUGUGUAUAAUAAAAUAUCUUUUUGAAAUAAGUGACUGCAAAUCAUAAAUGUCAACUACAUGAAGAGCCCAAAUCCAACGUUUGAUAGAUGCAUCAUUGACCCUCCAUUGGUAAAGUGUCAAUCUAGGUGGUGUUUAUUAUAAAGCUCACUCAGUUGGCAAUAUUUUAUUAAGGCUGACCAUUUGCAAAUGUAGAUUACAGCCAUAGUAUUUUAGGAUAAAAAGGUUAUGAACAGAAGUGAUUUGUUUGGAUUGUUGCCUAAUAGUUGUGUUCCAUGCUUGUCUUGGUAAUGCUGUGAAGUAGAGCCUAUAAUAGACCAGUUUAAAGACAAGUCAGGCUUCUUGGUUCAACCAUGUGAAUAUCCCAGAAACAAGCCUACACCCACACAUAAUAUGUACAGUACACACCAUUCACAAUUCUGUGUCCAUAACACAAAAGUCAUUUAAGCCAUAACAAAUGAGACGGAGGUCUGUUGGCAGUCAGAGGCCUGCACGCCAAGUGACGAGGAUAAUCACUCUGGACGUGUAUUUGUGAUAACAGUUAUAAGCGACACAGAAUAGGAUUUGUUUGUUUAAUCAUUUGUUCGGCUCCGCCAGCACAAAACGUUCUGCAACUCGACUGGGACUGGACUGUUGCCAAGCAACAAAAAAACAUUUUCCUGCACACUAGCUUGCUACUUUGUGUAGGUCUACAGUUAUUGUAGGCCAGCUACUAUGUAUCUAGAAUGUAUCAUGUACAUUUAUCUGCAGGUUUCCAUUUAUUGUGAAACCAGUGAAAUUAGAGAAUGUUGACAGUCUCUUGGUAGCAUGUGUGAUGCCAAUGAGUUUACAGUUCACGAUUGUUGGAUUAAUUAACGAUAAUUAUAAACAUCUGUAAAGCGGAGUGAUGCAUGUAUAGUUAAAAGUCCCAAAGCUGUUGAAACCCUAUAUCAGCGCUCAUGGAAUGCCUCUUUUCACAUCAAAUUACUUGGUUGAAAAGAAUUGUGUAACACAUUAUAUUAACUAUACAAACACUAUUAUUCAGGUCACAAAAAAAGAAAUCUCAAACCAAAUACAUUUCAUUCUGUACAAUAACAGGAGGAAAACCAUUUUUGUUCUUAACCAUUGAUUAAAAUACAUUAUGUGUGUUGUAAUAUACAGAAAUAGAAAACCAUCAUCCACAACCACGAUAUCCCGAAUGAAAAGCUUUUGAUCUUAUCUAAACUACUCUACUAACGAAACAAAGACUAAAAAUACCUACAUGAUGUGCAGUCUGACAGACACACUGUGCAAACGCUAAGAACAUUAAAACCGCAAUUCAAUAACAAUUUAUAUUUUUCUAAUGUAACCACAACCUGUAAAUCUACAAAGGAUGCUGGUGUGUGUGUGUGUGUGUG
This is a messenger RNA of Gadus chalcogrammus (walleye pollock), 4492 nucleotides long. RefSeq names its product RAB4a, member RAS oncogene family (gene rab4a). The coding region runs from base 135 to 776 and encodes 213 amino acids. The record is from RefSeq and is a predicted model, not a curated record. Gene Ontology annotation, cellular component: endosome. Gene Ontology annotation, biological process: Rab protein signal transduction; regulation of endocytosis. Gene Ontology annotation, molecular function: GTPase activity; GTP binding. Lineage: Eukaryota; Metazoa; Chordata; Actinopteri; Gadiformes; Gadidae. The transcript has 8 exons.